Messenger RNA from Arabis nemorensis, 222 nucleotides. Lineage: Eukaryota; Viridiplantae; Streptophyta; Magnoliopsida; Brassicales; Brassicaceae. The record is from the annotation of a GenBank genome assembly.
AUGGAUGUUUCCUUCUCCAGAGAUGAGAAGGGUCAAGUCAUCUGGUAUGCUGCAAAGGUUUAUCCCAAACUGCUAUCUAGUCUUGAGGUAGAGGCUGCAGCAAUGGUGUGGACAAUGAAUUGUGUAGACAAUCUUGGUUUCAGAGAGGCGAUCUUUGAGAGUGACAACAAGUCCCUCAUCCAAGCUAUCUACAAACUAAAGGACUGGCCACCUAUACCAUAG